AUGGCGGCGGCCAAGAUCGUGUACAAGAAGGAGGAGCGCCUACCCCUUCUUGGCAAGGAAGCGACCGACCAUGGCUUGGGAGAUAAGAGUCCGUCGGAACUGGGCGGAUGCAUGAGUAACGUUUUCUUCUCGUGGUUGACCCCGCUCUUGGAUCUCGGGAACAAGCGUCCGUUGGAAUUUGACGACCUCUACCAGUUGAACGCGGACGACCGGGCCGCGCAAAUCUCGGCGACGUUCAAGAAGUACUGGGAGAUUGAACUCACGAAAUCGAACCCGCGACUCUGGUGGGCGUUGGCGCGGUCGUUCGGCGCCCAAUUUGUCUUUGCUGGAGUCCUCAAGCUACUCCAUGAUUCGUUGCAGUUUGUCGGCCCCAUGGUGAUCAAGUAUAUCAUUGCAUUCCUCAGCGACCCGACCGCCGAAUUGAACACGGGGUUGUGGUACGCGGCUGCGAUCUUCGUGUCUGGGGUUGUGCAAUCAUUCUCGUUGCGUCAGUACUUUUUUCUGUGUUUCGAAACGGGACUGCGGUUCCGUUCGGCCAUUGUCACUGCCGUGUACCAAAAGUCACUCGUCCUUGCCGCGUCUGCUCGUGCCAAGAAGUCGACGGGCGAAAUCACCAACCUCAUGAGCGUCGAUGCCCAGCGUUUGCAAGAAAUCACCAACUACCUGCAUGCAAUUUGGUAUGCCUUGUUCCAGAUUGGCAUCUCCUCCUACUUGCUGUACUUGCAAUUGGGCGUGUCGUUCCUUGCCGGUGUCAUCGUGAUGCUCCUCAUCAUUCCGGCGACGGCUGCUAUUUCACAGUACAUGCGAACGCUGCAGCGUGCACUGAUGACAGUCAAGGACGAGCGCGUCAAGGUCGUGUACGAAGUGCUCAGCGGCAUCAAAGUCAUCAAGCUCCAAGCGUGGGAAAACUCGUUCACGAACCGCGUGAUGCAGUUCCGCAGCAACGAGUUGGAACGACUCCGCACUUACAUUUACGCGCGCGCGGCGUCGAGCAUGGUGUUUAACGGCGUGCCGUCGCUCGUCACAGUCACGUCGUUCUUUGCUUACGUUUACAUGGGCAACUCGUUGGACGUCGGGACGGCCUUGACUUCGCUAGCGCUUUUCAACAUCUUGCGCUUUCCAUUGUUCAUGUUACCCAACGUGAUCAACUCGCUCGUCGAAGCUCAAGUCAGUUUUAAGCGUUUGGAAGAGUUCUUCACCAUGGAAGAGCGCGAGCCUGUGACUGCAGGUCCGUUGAAAGUGACGUCGAUCUCGCUCCAACACGCGGACUUCGAAUGGGAUUCGGCGCAGGAAACUGACGCUGAUGAAAACUGUCAAAUUGAACCCAUUUUGCACGACAUCAACAUUGUGAUCAAAGAUGGCACUUUGUGUGCGGUCGUUGGAGCCGUCGGGUCGGGGAAGAGCACUCUGUUGUCUGGCAUUCUGGGCGAUGCUCGUUGUGCCAGAGGGUCGGACAUCUUCAAGCAGUGCAUCAAGACGGCGCUCAAGGGCAAGUUGGUCGUGUUGGUCACGAACGGGUUGAACUUUUUGAAAGAUUGCGACUCGGUCGUCGUGCUGGAGCAAGGACGCGUCGUGGAGCAAGGCACGUACCAGAGUUUGAUGGACACGGCCGGUGGCGUGUUGGCCAAGAUGAUGGAAAGUGUCCCGGAUGCUCCGGACAAAGAAGACGAGGUCGUCGAACACCACGGAGAAAACGACGAAGAGAUUGAAGCUCGCCAGCGCACUGAGUCAAACCGCAGUGAUGUGGACACGGACAAAGCGAACAACGCAGCGUUGAUUGCAGACGAAGACCGCAGCACAGGCGAUGUGCCAUGGUCUACGUACAAGGUGUGGAUUGACGCAUGCGGUGGUCUUUGUAUGGGGUUCAUGGUUAUUUUCUUCUACGUGCUGACCAACUGCGCCAACUUGUCGUCGACUUUCUGGUUGUCGUACUGGAGUGAGAACGCGGCCGAUACGUCCCACGGUCAGCUAUACUACCUGUACAUCUUCAUGGGGCUCAACGCUGUUGUGAUCACCUUGAUGUUCGUGCAAAGUUUGGCUUUGUACGUAACGGGAUUGCGAGGGUCGACGUUGAUGUUCAAUCAACUGCUCACGCGCGUCUUGCGUGCUCCGAUGUCCUUUUUCGACACGACACCGCUCGGCCGCAUUGUCAACCGCAUGAGUAAGGAUGUGUAUGCGAUCGAUGAAACGAUUCCAGCCAACUGGGGUAUGCUCUUUGGCACGGUGUUCAGCGUGAUCACGACCAUUUGCACCGUUGUGUACGUUACGCCAUGGUUUUCAGUGAUUUUGAUUCCGCUCGGAGUGCUCUACUACGCCAGUCAACGCUACUUUAUCAAGACUUCCCGCGAAUUGCAACGCCUUGAUAGCAUUUCCCGCUCCCCUGUUUACGCUCUGCUGACGGAAACCCUCGAGGGCCUUCCAACCAUCCGAGCGUUUGGUGUUGAGUCUCAGUUUGCUGCACGCAACGAAAUCAUGCUCGACCGCAACCAGCGUGCGUACUUUUUGAACUUCAGCGCCAACUGCUGGCUUGCUUUACGCCUGGAGUUUGCUGGCACGAUGGUCGCAACUUCGGCGGCUCUGUUCGCCGUGCUGGGUCAUGAAGCCAACGCAGGGGUCGCCUUUGCGGGUUUGGCGGGUGUGUCGCUGUCUUAUGCAUUCAACGUCACCCAAAGUCUCAACUGGAGCGUUCGCAUGUUGAGUACCAUCCAAACUCAGAUGGUCAGUGUAGAACGAGUGCACACGUACACCACGAUGGAGGUGGAAGCCGAGUUGAACGCCGAGCCCAUCAAGCAACUGGAACUCGAAAAUGCCAAGUGGCCAUCCCAAGGCAAAGUGACGUUCACCAACGUGGACCUGCGCUACCGCCAAGGUCUUCCCCGCGUCCUGCGCAAGCUCACGUUCACGAUCCACGCCAAGGAAAAGAUCGGGAUUGUCGGCCGCACGGGAGCGGGUAAGUCGUCCCUGGUCGUGGCGCUCAUGCGCCUGGUCGAGUUGGACGCUGGCCAAAUCACGAUGGACGACGUCGACAUCGCGACGAUCGGGCUCCACGACCUCCGCGACAAGAUCUCGAUCAUUCCGCAGGACCCGGUGCUGUUCUCCGGCACGAUCCGGUCCAACUUGGACCCGUUCGACCGGUACGGCGACGACUCGAUCUGGACGGCCAUCAAGCGCGCCAACUUGCACAACGCCGUGACGUCGCUGGACGACAAGGUGGACGAGCGCGGCCAGAACUUCAGCGUGGGCGAGCGGCAGCUGAUUUGCAUCGCGCGCGCGCUGCUGAAGAAGUCCAAGGUGAUCUUGAUGGACGAAGCGACGGCGUCGAUCGACGCCAACACGGACCGCCUCAUCCAAGACAGCAUCCGCGAGUCGUUCCAGGACUGCACGUGCUUGACGAUUGCGCACCGCAUCAACACGAUCUUGGACAGCGACCGCAUCCUCGUGAUGGACAAGGGGUCGGCGGCCGAGUUUGACACGCCCGCGCAGCUGCUCAAGAACCCCAAGGGCAUCUUUACCAACCUCGUCGAGCACUGGCGCGACGACAACGCCGAAUAG
This is a messenger RNA of Aphanomyces invadans, 3552 nucleotides long. RefSeq lists its product as hypothetical. The record is from RefSeq and is a predicted model, not a curated record. The coding region runs from base 1 to 3552 and encodes 1183 amino acids. NCBI's taxonomy places the organism in Eukaryota, Oomycota, Saprolegniomycetes, Saprolegniales, Verrucalvaceae. Gene Ontology annotation, biological process: transmembrane transport. Gene Ontology annotation, cellular component: membrane. Gene Ontology annotation, molecular function: ABC-type transporter activity; ATP hydrolysis activity; ATP binding. The transcript has 2 exons.